GGCCGCCUUUGGACGCGUGUGCCGCGCUGCUUCAAUUGGAUUGCCCGUAAUCUUGACCGGCCGAUGCUCCACCGAUAAUCUCGCCCAUCUCGAAUAGAGCGCAGCCUCCAAAAAACACGACAAGCGCCGCAGGCUUAGAUUUGUUUUACGUCUUGCGGUUUCUUUUUUUCAUUCGGGAAGUGUUCCGUUGCCGUCUAAAUUUAAACGUGUUCCCGAGAUUCUAAAUAAAAUGUGUCAUUCCGCGAUCGUGCGUGUGUGUUAAGUAAUGCAAACAAAUAAAUGAUAAUGAUAAAAAGGCGAUAAACGUUUAAAGCUUCGAGCAAGAAAAGAGGUGCAAAAAAACAAAAAGAAAACCCCAUAUUCGCUUGAUUGCGCAUCGCACGGCGGAGAGAGAGAAAGUGUGUCCGCGGAGUGCCAGAGUUCAGGAGCGGAGACGCCUCGCUGACAGGUUCCUGCUGUCAUCCAUAUUGCACCAUCGCUCAUCGGGCGAGGACCCAUUAAAAGUUCGGAUCCCAGGUUUCACUCACACUCCCACACUCCCCACAUCCUCUCUAAAUGGCGGACGACGAUUUGAGGGCCCUGGUCGACAGCCUGGAUGACGUCUCGCGUGAGGAGGACCUGGCCAAGGUCAUCGCCAACUUCUCGAUGGACAUACUGCAGCGGGCCAGCGCCCUAAUUGGCGCCCACCAGCCGCCCAGUGGGGCGCUGCAGAACCGAACGCAACUGUGUCAGGAGCAGGCGGACCUGGAGGCACAAACAGCUGGUGGCAAGCGGAUUUUACAAUGUCCCAGCUCGUUUGAUUCGGUGCUGUGUUGGCCGCGAACAAAUGCCGGCAGCCUGGCAGUUUUGCCCUGUUUCGAGGAAUUCAAGGGCGUUCACUACGACACCACAGAAAAUGCCACUCGCUUUUGCUUUCCAAACGGAACGUGGGACCACUACUCGGACUACGAUCGUUGUCAUCAGAACUCUGGUUCCAUACCCGUAGUGCCAGAUUUCUCACCCAAUGUCGAACUGCCGGCAAUAAUAUAUGCCUGUGGUUACUUCCUAAGCUUUGCCACCUUGGUGGUGGGCCUCAUCAUAUUCCUCAGCUUUAAAGAUCUGCGUUGCCUGCGAAACACCAUUCAUGCGAAUCUAUUCCUCACCUACAUCACUUCAGCCCUCCUGUGGAUUCUCACUUUGUUUCUGCAAGUGAUUACCACAGAGUCUAGUCAGGCUGGCUGCAUAACGCUGGUCAUCAUGUUCCAAUACUUUUAUUUAACAAACUUUUUCUGGAUGUUUGUGGAGGGUCUCUAUCUGUACACUUUGGUGGUGCAAACAUUCUCCAGUGAUAACAUUAGCUUUAUUACCUACGCUUUGAUAGGCUGGGGCUGUCCAGCUUUAUGCAUUUUGGUGUGGUCCAUUGCCAAGGCAUUUGCUCCACACCUCGAAAACGAGCACUUCAAUGGGCUGGACAUUGAUUGUGCUUGGAUGCGUGAAUCUCAUAUUGACUGGAUUUUCAAGGGACCUGCCUCACUGGCUUUGCUGGUGAAUUUAGUAUUUCUCAUACGCAUCAUGUGGGUGCUCAUCACUAAAUUGCGUUCUGCCCACACCCUGGAAACGCGGCAGUAUUAUAAGGCCUCGAAGGCUCUGCUGGUGCUGAUACCUCUUUUCGGGAUCACUUAUCUGUUGGUCUUAACCGGACCGGAACAGGGCAUCAGCCGUAAUCUCUUCGAGGCCAUAAGAGCCUUCCUCAUCAGCACACAGGGCUUCUUCGUAGCGCUUUUCUACUGUUUCCUAAACUCCGAAGUACGUCAAACGCUGAGGCAUCGUUUCACCCGAUGGCGCGAGAGCAGGAAUAUCCACCGGAACAGUUCCAUCAAGAAUCGCAGGCAUCGCGCCUCAAAAGACUACUCGCUGAGAUCGCGAACCGAAAGUCUACGACUGACAUCAACAAGUCCUGUACCCACCGGACACUAUGAAUGAACACCACACACAAAUAUGUAUACGACACAGAGAUUUCCCCCACAUACAUGUAGACCAUAUCCUUUUGUCCUUAAGUAUUGCAUGAUAGUUUACAACAUAAGAGCUCAGAUUAAAGUAUUAUAUUUUUUAUAAACGGA
This is a messenger RNA of Drosophila ficusphila, 2099 nucleotides long. RefSeq names its product diuretic hormone receptor (gene Dh44-R2). NCBI's taxonomy places the organism in Eukaryota, Metazoa, Arthropoda, Insecta, Diptera, Drosophilidae. The transcript has 12 exons. Gene Ontology annotation, biological process: cell surface receptor signaling pathway; adenylate cyclase-modulating G protein-coupled receptor signaling pathway. The record is from RefSeq and is a predicted model, not a curated record. Gene Ontology annotation, molecular function: diuretic hormone receptor activity; peptide hormone binding; G protein-coupled peptide receptor activity. Gene Ontology annotation, cellular component: plasma membrane. Bases 556 to 1962 code for a protein of 468 amino acids.